Aspergillus campestris IBT 28561 is the source of this 1430-nucleotide messenger RNA. Its product is annotated as MOSC domain protein. Gene Ontology annotation, molecular function: molybdenum ion binding; pyridoxal phosphate binding; catalytic activity. The record is from RefSeq and is a predicted model, not a curated record. The coding region runs from base 74 to 1306 and encodes 410 amino acids. Lineage: Eukaryota; Fungi; Ascomycota; Eurotiomycetes; Eurotiales; Aspergillaceae. The transcript has 3 exons.
CUUUCUUCCUUAUCCUUCAUUCCUUCUAUAUAGUAUCCAACUUAUACGCGAGUCGCUCGACUGACCACGGUCCAUGACCAGGUCUAUCGCUAUCCGAACCCCCACGAUGCAGAUCCACCAGCUCUACACCUAUCCCAUCAAAUCCCUUCGUGGGAUCGCAGUCCCCGAUGCGCGUCUGACAUUUACGGGCUUUGAAUAUGACCGUCGAUUUAUGCUACUCAAGGUCGUCGACGGAGACGAUGGCGUCGAAACCCUGAAGAACAUGCACGUGCCCCAUUUCCCCGAAAUGGGCCUGUUCACCACCGACAUCGUCUUCCCCUCGGGCGAUAAGAAACGCGACGGCAAGGUCAUCGUGCGAUAUCACCCACCCGGCGUUGACGACAACAACAAUGAUGAUUCGCGCGUCCGCACCCUCGAGAUCCCACUCACCCCGAAUGUCAAGGGACUGGAGCAGCUGGACAUCCUGAUGCACUCGAGUCCGACGAAAGGAUACAACAUGGGCAGCGCGUACAAUGACUGGUUCAGCGCGUGUUUCGGAUAUCGUGUGGUGCUAGCGUAUCUGGGCCCGCACUCGCGGCGCGUCCUGGGGAGCUUCCCCCCCGGCAAGAGCGCCGCGCACCGCGAGUCGGCCCCGCCGCUGGUGUCGACACGGUCACUGGCCGUCCUGGCGGGAGUGACUCUCGCGCUGAACCUGGUCGGCCUGUCGGUGUCCUCGUGGGCGGACGCGUUGGCAUGGCCCAACCUGGCGGCGACGGCGGGCGCCGUGCUGCUGUCGAGCUUGCUGGGUCGGUAUGUCUCGUCGCGCGGGGGCAAGCGCAAGGAGGAGAAGAUUACCUUUGCCGACGUCGCGCCGUAUCUGCUCGUCUCGGAGGCAUCGGUCAACGAUCUGUCCGGGCGCUUCCAGGGUGAUGUCCAGAUGGACGUGACCAAGUUCCGGCCCAAUAUCGUGGUGUCCGGGGUGGAGAAGCCGUUCGAGGAGGACUUCUGGGCGGAGCUGUCGGUGGGGGACGGACCGGCCCGGCUGCUGCUGACGGCCAACUGUAUCCGGUGCUCGAGCAUCAAUGUCGACUACGACACGGGGAAGAUGGGCACCGGGGAGGCGGGGACGGCCCUCAAGAAGCUCAUGAGAGAUCGCCGGGUGGACCGGGGUGCGAAGUGGAACCCGGUGUUUGGACGGUAUACCUUUUUGGACCGGGGGUCGGAGAACAUGCGGAUACGCCGGGGAGACGCAGUGACGGUGUUGCGGCGGGCGGCGGAGCGGGAGAUUUGCGAUUGGCCCGAGGUGGGGCAGCCUGUCGCAGCGUAGAUGGACUGUAGGAUUACUUAUAGGCCAAAGUGUCAUGGCAUUUGUAGCAUCGACAUGCAUAUAGAUGAACAUGCCAAGACAUGCAGUAGUCGUCGAUUAGCAAUCAACAACCCCUCAUCCAUUC